Danio rerio (zebrafish) is the source of this 2476-nucleotide messenger RNA. RefSeq names its product transmembrane protein 116 (gene tmem116). The record is from RefSeq and is marked provisional. Gene Ontology annotation, cellular component: endoplasmic reticulum membrane. Lineage: Eukaryota; Metazoa; Chordata; Actinopteri; Cypriniformes; Danionidae.
AUUACUUUGAGAUGUCUUGGUAGCAAAUCUCUCUAUUUAUGUAUUUCAAUCAUUUGCUGGUGUUACUUGAGGACUGAUUUCGAGAGGAAUAUAAACUGGAGUUGAGUUUAAAUUAAUAUCUAAGAACACAUUACAUUACAAUACAAUAUGGAUAUUUUUGGCGAAAAUAAAACACAGAUGAACACCACUACUCCGACUGAAAACUGGACAUCUGUAUACUCUAUAGUUCGAUGGAUUCAAAUGACAAUGGCUGUCCUGAGCAUCUUAGGUGCUGGCUCCAUCAUCCUGUACGCAGCUUUUCAAAGACUAGUGAAGAAGCCAGAGGUUCUACCGCUGUUCCUGUUGAGUUUGACAGACCUGCUGUUAGCAUUGAGCUGGCUUUGUGGAGGACUGCUGUUCACCCAGUCCUGCAACUCUUACGCUACAUGCUACAACCUUCACAUUGUGGAACAGACGCUGUAUAUGGCCUCCUUCUUCUACACGCUGCACUAUGUUUGGGUGCUGUACACCGGCCUGAACGGGAAAUAUCACAGGAGACUCAAUGGAUUUCCAGCUGAGGCUGCAAGAACUAGAAACUGCAGAUGUCUGGGUCCAGUUCUGUCAUGUCUUCUUCCUUUACUGCUCACAGCUCCGGUGUUUGUGGCUGGAAAUGUGUUUCAGUGUUACACAAACUUCACUCAGCCGUACAGAUGCUUGCUGAUGCACACCGGAGCUGUUUAUCUCACUUCGUCUGCAUCGCCCGAGCUCACAGCAUGCAGCAUCAUUCAGGAAUAUUGCAUGGCCAUUUUCCUCGGCACCUUCCUCAUCACUAUCGUCGGCAUGUCGAUUUUCAUGGGUAAAGCGCGCUCUCUGUACAAGCGUGUUGUCACGUCUCAGGGGUUUUUUGGCGGCAGUCAUUGGACAACUCUGAGACUCCUGGAGCGACGAAUGGUGCUUUAUCCAUCGGCCUUCUUCUUCUGCUGGGGACCAGCAUUAUUACUGGCCACCAUGAUGUUGGUGAAACCGGACGUAAUAGAGGGAAAGAUGGGAGUCGCCCUCUACAUCCUACAGGCCUUCACGUCUGCGUCUCAGGGUCUGUUGAACUGCCUGGUUUACGGCUGGACGCAAAAGCACUUUCGCUCUCUGAGCAGCAGCACCGUACGAGACGCAAACACCCAGACUCCUCUGCUGCGCUCACAGAAACCAAACUACGCCGCUUUACACUCAGCUGCGUCUCUCACUAACUUUGUCUGAUGCACAGACGAGUAUGUACUUCCUUGCAUAAAGCACAGCCACUUGCAAUGCAUUCAAAGGUUUUUCCAGUGACUGCGUUUACAGGGAAUCGAACCCGUUGCGAGCGGCACAUUGAGCCACUGGAGAACAACUGACUCUCCUAGCAAAAUAUGCAUGCAAUCCUUCAUGCAGUGGUUGGACUUAAGGUCAGUUUGUGUUGCUGUUAUGUUUGAAACGCCAUUAAGGAUGUUCACAUGCAGUAAGGACUACUAAAUGAAAGCUGAGCGUUUGGUUUGUUUUAAGAUUUCAGGGUCUGGUUUGCAUGAAAGCCCUCAAAGGGUUAGUUCACCACGAUUUAAAUGCUCAAAUUUGUAUUAUGUUUGUUAUUAAAUCUUCAGAACCCAAUUUAAGAUAUUUUAGAUGACAUCCUGGAGCUCUCUCAUCCUCUAUAGACUGCAGUUGUAUGUCCGUAAACAUUGUCAGAGCAUUCAAUGUGACUUCAGUGGUUCAACUGUAAUCAUAUGAAGCUCCAAGAACACUUUUGCACACCAAAACACUAUAAAAACAACUUUGUGUGCCUAUAUCUUCUGUCCCGGGUCAGAUCAGGGUGUGCGUUUAUUAAGGGCAGUACGGGACUUGUGCGUUCCUCCCUCUCUCCAUGCCACCCUAAUGGCAAACAUAAUAGAAUGAAUAUUUCUCGGGUGAACUGUCCCUUUAAGUGUUUGUGCUCCUGCUGCUGGCUUUACUGUGAAGCCCAGUUUCAUCAUGAAGCCUUCUGCAGGCUGAAGAGUUUCAGAUCAGACGCACAAGUGACAUGUGAAACAGGGAAGAGUUUGAGAUGUAAAGCAGGGAAAGGCCGACGGGGAUUAUACACAUUAUACAGACAGUGGGAAACACCUCUGAAACAGGAUCUGAGAGGAACUGCUGCUGCUGAUUUACAGCCAAACAAUACAAGCGCUGUACUGUGGUCAACGUUGCAGAUAUCAGUUACUGUGAAAGAGAGCAUGAAAAAUCAGUUCCUCCUUCUCAGUCAGUGUUAAUGAUGAGUAUUAUUGUUAUUUUUGAGCAGGAAAAGACUCUUAUAUAUACUUUAUCAAGAUAGCAGCACUGAAUUAUGGGAGGAAAAUGUAGUCAUGGAAAUAUAAGGGAAAUAUUUGAUAAUUGUGAUUUCAAUGCUUGGAAUUUUACAUUAUGAAACAAAAUUGUGAAAUUAAAUGAUGAAAAUUAAUAUAUGAAGUAAAAAAGACUCUUAAGGGGAAGUUUA